CAAAAUUCAAGCAGGACGCAGUUGUCGGGUUGUCUGUUGUAAACACAGGUCUGGAACCGUGUUUUUUUUACCUACUGGUUCGUCGCUGGUGCAAAUCUUACCUCCGGAAUCUGCGGAGAAAGAAUUUAACUAGAGAUGCACAUCAAGUCUAUUAUCAUCGAAGGAUUCAAAUCCUACGCACAGAGGACCGAGAUCAACGGCUUUGACCCGCUAUUCAACGCCAUCACUGGAUUGAACGGCAGCGGCAAGUCCAAUAUUUUGGACUCCAUAUGCUUUCUUUUGGGCAUUUCUAACCUAUCCCAUGUGCGAGCCUCCAACCUCCAGGAUUUGGUUUAUAAGAAUGGGCAAGGUGGCAUCACAAAGGCCACUGUCUCUAUUACUUUUGACAACUCAAACAAAAGCCAGAGUCCUCUGGGGUUCGAAACCCACGACGAGAUCACUGUUACCAGACAGGUGGUAAUAGGUGGCAGGAACAAGUAUCUCAUCAAUGGAGUCAAUGCCAACAACACACGGGUGCAGGAUUUGUUCUGUUCUGUUGGCCUCAAUGUCAACAACCCACACUUCCUCAUCAUGCAGGGAAGAAUCACCAAGGUUCUGAACAUGAAACCACCAGAGAUCCUUGCCAUGAUUGAGGAGGCUGCAGGGACCAGAAUGUAUGAAUGUAAAAAGAUAAGUGCCCAGAAGACAAUUGAGAAGAAAGAAGCCAAGCUGAAGGAGAUUCAGACUAUUUUGGAUGAGGAAAUCACUCCAACUAUGCAGAAACUGCAAGAGGAACGAUCCUCGUACCUGGAGUACCAGAAGCUGAUGCGCGAGAUCCAGCACCUGUCGCGCCUGUAUGUGGCCUGGCUCUUUGUGUGCGCCGAGGAGACCAAGGCCAAGUCGGCAGGGAACCUGAAGGUGAUGCAGGACAACAUCUGCAAGAUGCAGGCCGGCAUGGCCGAGAAUGAGAGCAGAAUCGAGGAGCUCUCGGCCCAGAUCCAGGAGCUCCAGAAGAAGAAAGAUCAGGAGGUGAAUGGAGUGUUAAAGACCAUGGAGGACACCUUAGCUGAUGUACAGCGCGUGGACACCAAAGCUCAGAGCGCGCUCGACUUGAAGAAGCAGAAUCUCAAAGAGGAAACCAAAAAGAGAAAGGAGCUUGUCAAGAGCAUGGAGGAGGAUAAGAAGAUGCUCGUAGUGAAGGAGCAGGAGGUGUCCAAGUUGGCCGAGCAGCUUCAGACCGUUCAGGAGGAGGGGCAGAAGGACAGCGCCGCUCUGGAGGCCGCCGAGCAGCAUUUUAAAGCCGUGUCCGCAGGGCUGUCCACCAACGAGGACGGAGAGGAGGCGACCAUCGCCGGACAGAUGAUGGCCUGCAAGAACGACAUGAGCAAAGCCGACACCGAGGCCAAGCAGGCAAGCAGCGGCCUCUCGCCUUUCCUGCUAACACCCCGAAUCUUUGCCAACAGCGGUUUACACCCCCCCUCGUCCUCUCUCCAGGCACAAAUGACUCUGAAGCACGCCCAAGCCGAGCUGAAGACCAAACAGGCUGAGGUCAAGAAGAUGGACAGCGGCUACAAAAGAGACCAGGACAGCCUGCAGGCCGUCAGAAGCAGCAAAGAGAAACUACAGGCCGACCUAAACAAGCUCAACUAUGAAGAUGGGAAGGAAGAAAGUUUGCUGGAAAGAAGACGGCAGCUCUCCAGAGAGGCGGCUCAACUCAAAGCGACCCACGAGCGUCUCAUGUCGCGUUUCCCCAACCUGCGCUUUGACUACAAGGACCCGGAGCGAGGAUGGGAGCGCAGCAAAGUGAAGGGGCUGCUGGCGAACCUGAUCACGGUCAGCGACGUCUCCUACGCCACGGCGCUGGAGGUGGUGGCCGGCGGGCGGCUCUACAACAUCGUGGUGGACACAGAGGUGACCGGUAAGAAGCUGCUGGAGAAGGGAGAGCUGCAGCGAAGGUACACCAUCAUUCCCCUGAACAAGAUCUCCGCCAAGACGCUGAAUGACAGAGUGGUCAACGUCGCCAAGAACCUGGUUGGUCAGAACAACGCUCACACGGCCCUGUCCCUGGUGGGCUACGAGGCCGACCUGCGUAAGGCCAUGGAGUACGUGUUCGGCUCCACGCUGGUGUGCGACACCCUGGACAACGCCAAGAGGGUGGCUUUCGAUAAGCAGGUGAUGACCAAAACGGUCACCCUGGGAGGGGACAUCUUCGACCCGCAGGGAACUCUGAGCGGAGGUGCCCGCUCUCAGUCGGCGUCGGUCCUGUCCAGCCUGCAGGAGGUGAAGGACGUCCGGGACCAGCUGAACGAGAAGGAGGCCCAGCUGCUGGACACCGAGCGGCAGCUGGCCGGCCUCAAGGGAACCGCCGAGAAGUACCGGCAGCUGAAGCAGCAGUUGGAGCUGAAGGUGGAGGAGGAGCAGAUUCUGCUGGCCAAGGUGCAGCAGAGCUCCUUCCACCAGCAGCAGGAGGAGCUGGAGCGGCUGCGAAAGGCCAUCGAGGAGAGCGAGGAGACCCUGCGCGUCACAAAGGAGGUGCAGAAGCGCGCCGAGGAGAAAUACAGGGUGCUGGAGAACAAAAUGAAGAACGCCGAGGCGGAGAGGGAAAAGGAGCUGAAGGCCGCCCAGCAGAAGCUCAACGCGGCCAAGACCAAAGCCGACGCCUUCAACAAGAAGCUGAAGCAGAAGCAGCAGGAGUCGGACGCCGUGGCCCUGGAGCUGGAGGAGCUGCGGAGGGAGCAGGCCAGCUACGAGCAGCAGGUCCAGGCUGUGGACGAGGCCAUGAAGGCCAUCCAGGAGCAGAUUGACAGCAUGGCCUGCACCGUGUCCCAGAACAAGGAGGCCGUGCGGAAAGCGCAGGAAGAGCUGGCCCGGCAGAAGGAAGUGAUCAUGGCACAGGACAAAGAGCUGAGGGGGAAGAGCAGCGAGGUCAACAAGAUCAGGGAGCAGAACAAUGAAGUCCAGCUCAAGAUCAAGGAGCUGGAGCACAACAUCAACAAGCACCACAAAGAAAGCCAGGACGCCGCCGACAAGGUGACGCGGAUGCUGGAGGAGCACGACUGGAUCCAGUCGGAGCGCCAGUACUUCGGCCAGCCGAACACCUCCUACGACUUCAAGAUCAACAACCCCCGCGAGGCCGGCCAGCGGCUGAAGAAGCUGGAGGAGACCACCAGCAAGCUGGAGAGGAACGUCAACAAGAGGGCCAUGAACAUGCUGAACGAGGCCGAGGAGAGGUAUAACGACCUGAUGAAGAAGAAGAGAAUCGUGGAGAACGACAAAGCAAAGAUCCUGCAGACCAUCGAGGAGCUGGACCAGAAGAAGAACGAGGCUCUCAACGUGGCCUGGCAGAAGGUCAACAAGGACUUUGGCUCCAUUUUCUCCACUCUGCUGCCCGGAGCCACAGCGAAGCUGGCCCCCCCGCAGGGCUGCGGCGUCCUGGACGGCCUGCAGUUCAGGGUGGCCCUGGGCGACACCUGGAAGGAGAACCUCACCGAGCUGAGCGGCGGGCAGAGGUCGCUGGUGGCCCUGUCGCUCAUCCUGGCCAUGCUGCUCUUCAAGCCCGCCCCCAUCUACAUCCUGGACGAGGUGGACGCCGCCCUGGACCUCUCGCACACGCAGAACAUCGGGCAGAUGCUGCGGACACAUUUCAGGCACUCCCAGUUCGUGGUGGUGUCUCUCAAGGACGGCAUGUUCACCAACGCCAACGUCCUGUUUAAGACCAAGUUUGUGGACGGCAUGUCAACGGUGACGCGGACGGCGCUCAGCCAGAGCGAGGGCGCCGCCCCCCUGAAAGGCCACGAUAAAGCCCGUCAGAAAGACAAGAGGAACAAGCAGCUCAUCGGCUGAUUCGCCCCUUUGUCUUCAGGCCCCUCAGUUAUCGGAGGAAAACGAAUGCUAAUCACCUACUUCCUUUCUGCGGGUAGUCUCAUCUUUUUAAUAUUUUUGUCCACUUGUCUUUUUGUUCAGCUGUAUUUUCAUCUUUAAGAUGCAAUUUCUGAAUCCUUCCUUUACUUUUUUUGUAAAUAAAACAUGUCA
Molecule: messenger RNA, 4011 nt
Organism: Menidia menidia (Atlantic silverside)
Lineage: Eukaryota; Metazoa; Chordata; Actinopteri; Atheriniformes; Atherinopsidae
Source: the annotation of a GenBank genome assembly